AUGAAGCUGAGCAGAAGAGAGGUUCCUAUUUAUGGCCAAGCAAAGGUUUUUGCAAUGAUCCCAUCGGUUCAGGAGGAAGAGGUUUUUGUGGUUCUAGAGGGCUCAACUCUACUACAUGUUCUGCAAACUAGAGUUCACUCAAUGCUAUACUUCAUCGUUCCAGGUCAUAACCAGCCAGAGAUGGUGCGCGUCCGAGCGUAUAUAUAUACAGAUGAUGCUGUGAUGUGUGUGGGUGUGUCUUAUCUGACAUACAUGGAGGAUAAUGCACAGGAGCUGGCUGAAUACCUGGUUACCCAUAGCGACUGUCUCAGCACCACUGUGUACAGACAUCUGAUUGGUCGAUAUGUUUUGAAUGACAGCUCUGCAAGGACAGAUAUGGAUCAUAGGGUCACACUCGCCCUAGCCAACCUACACACCCCUCACAAUCUUCUCGGACAGUCAUCACAAGUUGAUGGACUCACAACUCAUACUGCUUCAACAUCCAGUUCUCUCACUGACUCCAGCAGUACCAUAACGAACAGCAUCAACACUCUGCAGGCUGGUGAGGAUCAGGAAUCAUUUGACUCUUUUGAGUUUGAAUCAGACUCUGCGGCAUCUGAGCAAGAUUCUCCAGUCCAAGACAAAUUACUCAUCUCUAGUCCACAGGACGGGCCUUUCCCCUUCAUCAAUGAAGAAACAUCCACAGAGACCAGACAUCCUGGUAUGUGGUGUGACAAAUCAGAGAAAGAAGAGAAAGAGAAAUUCAUCCCUACAUCCAAAAGUGAGAUAGAGAAAUAUAAAGUCAAUGCAGAGGUUUCCUCAGCUUUGCACCAGCUCUGUCUACCGCAGCAGCCUGUUAAAGCAGCUUGUGUAGUCUGUGAGGGAGCUGACAGUAAUGAACCACAGCAGUGCACAUACUCGUCUAGUCAAAGUUCUCCAUCCCUGUCUCUGGGCAAUGACGCCACCAUGUCACACAGAAAGCGGAGUAACAGUGAGGGGUGUGGCCAUGAUUUCAAGCUAUGGAAAAGCAAGUCUUUUAUUGGUUGCUCUUCUGGAAGCCCCACCUCCAGUGAGUUUUCCCAGACAUUCCGAACCUAUUCUACUGAUUCUUUGGCUCACAUAUCAUUUGACUACUCUGCUGAAUCUUGGAGCGCUGUCGUGGACAAUGAAUUCAGUAGGACACUGGACAAAAAGGUGGUCAAGAGACAGGAGAUCAUCUAUGAGCUGAUGCAGACAGAAUUUCACCAUGUGCAGACUCUCUCUGUUAUGGCUGAUGUUUUGAGGAAGGGACUGUUGGAGGACGUGCAGCUGGAGCAGGACGUGAUCGCUCAGAUUUUCCCCAGGCUGGAUGAGCUCUUAGCUUUGCAUAAAAACUUUCUUAUAGACAUGGAGACCAGACAGCGUGCAUCUAUUCACCCAGGAAUGCAUAAGAACUACAUCAUACAACAAAUUGGUGAUAUUCUGUGUCAACAGUUUGCAGGUCGAAAUGCUUCUCAGAUGAUAGAGCUGUAUGGUGAUUUCUGCAGUCGGCAUCCAGAAGCUCUGAAAAUUUAUAAGCAGCUAUUACAGAGCAACAGGAAAUUACAGUUAUUUCUCAGACAGCAGAGUAACAACUCUGUCAUCAAACGGCGUGAAAUCCCAGAAUUCCUGUUGCUUGUUACCCAGAGAAUCACAAAGUACCCUGUUCUGAUAGAGAGACUCCUUCAACACACUGAUGAUAACAGUGCUGAGCGCUAUGAUAUUGCAGUGGCGCUGGAGGGUCUUCGGGGAUUGAUAGAAGAGGUGGAGCGACGUGUGGGAGAUUACCAGAAUGCAGAGAAACUACAAGAUAUCAUCAGUCGCCUAGACAACAAGAGCUGCACUCGCCUGAAGAACGGAGAGAUCUUCGGCAAGCAAGACCUGCAGAAAACACACCGAACUCUCACACACUCUUCAGCACUGACCUGUAGGACCACCUCUGGCAGACUGAGAGAUGUUCUUGCACUGCUCCUCACAGAUGUUUUGACUUUCCUUCAGGAGAAAGAGCAGAAGUUUGUCUUUGCUGCACUGGAGCAGAAGCCGUCUGUGUUGCCCUUGCGAAGGCUCAUUGUGAGGGAAAUAGCCAAUCAGGAGAGAGGAUUAUUUCUGAUCAGCGGCGAUUGCUCUGUGGGGCCUGAGAUGUACGAGAUACACACACAAACUCGUGAGGAACGCAACACAUGGAUGACACUGCUGAGACAGGCUGCUGAUAGCCUUCCUGAUGAUCAGACUAAGAAGAAUGAGGGGGAAAUCAAAGUCAAAAAGAUACAGAAGUUACAAGGUACACAUCCAUCCAUCUUUCCACCCACCUGUGCAUGA
Messenger RNA from Carassius auratus (goldfish), 2316 nucleotides. RefSeq names its product rho guanine nucleotide exchange factor 28-like. The transcript has 18 exons. Gene Ontology annotation, molecular function: guanyl-nucleotide exchange factor activity. Bases 1 to 2316 code for a protein of 771 amino acids. The record is from RefSeq and is a predicted model, not a curated record. Gene Ontology annotation, biological process: regulation of Rho protein signal transduction. Lineage: Eukaryota; Metazoa; Chordata; Actinopteri; Cypriniformes; Cyprinidae.